GUAUGUGCUGCGUCGGUCGCGGUCAGACUCUCAACCGCCGAUGCGAGGCUUUCCACAACAGAGGGCAGGACGGCGGCGUCUGUGGGCAAGGUUGCGUUACCACCCGCUGAGAAGGUCCCGUUGAGGCCAGUUGGGGCUGUGUCGGAAAAGAUGCAAGUAGAUGCGACAAUUGGAACAGUCUCAACAGUGUAAGUGGUAAUUGUCACCUCCCUUGUGAUGAAAGAGAACUCGGUCGGACUGGGGCAUGCCUCUGUUGUCGGUGCUCAUAGUCCUACAGAGAGUGUAGAGGUGCCGGUAGGGAACGGCGGAGAGGUGCUCGUCGCAUUGAACGAGCCCGAUGCGCCAGUCGAAAGCAGCACAGAGAUAGAAGAGCAGCUGAAACGACCAGUGCCGUCUCCGGUUUCUGUUGAUGCAGUUGUGAGUCCCGUCGCAAUAGAGUUUAGAGACACUAAGGAAAUCGUUGCCGAUGCAGGUGGUGCAGUAGAGUUCAAUGAGACACUGGGUGUCUCGACCACAAUUUUGAUAUUACCGGGAGAACUAGGCGCAGAUUCUACGAUUAGGCUCGAGUUCACUACUCGGUUCUUAACUGUAGAAGUGGAGCCGAUCGACAGCGGCACAGUGAGCACCAGAGUUGUGUUGGCGCUAGGAGUCUCGACGGCGGUAGUCAGGUUCGAUGAGGGUGUCGCGCAUCCACUCGAGGCUGUGGAGUUUGCUGUACUUGUGCGACUGAUGGAACCAAAACGAUCUCCGGUGAAUGUUGGCGCGGUCAUGGGUCCUGUUGCUGUAGAGUUGACAGAUGCCGGUAGGAUAACACCAGAUGCACCGGUAGAGCUCAUGAAACCUGUUCCAGAUGCGGUCGAGAAGUUACCAACGCCUUUGGUUGAGAAGCGGCCUGUAGGUGUGGGGACAGGAAGUCGCCGUUUCAACGACAGUUGUAUUUGUCAGGACGCGUUCACUGGUCGUCUGAGUAGUAUUCUCGGAUGCACUAGUAGUGAUUGUGCUGCCAAAUGGUCAACAAUGCCAUCAAGCCCUGAUGAAGAUGCUUACACUGUGAGUGUGACCUCAGAGACCACGGUCGCUGGUGCGAGAUUGAGCCAGUCAUUGCAGAAGCUUCCGACGCUGUUGUCGGGGUUGUUGCUGAGCAAAGCUGCAAACUGGUCGUUAGGGCAGUCCAGGAUCUGGUCCUGUCUCUUUUCAAGGAUGUUCUUCCAUCAGCUGUUCUGUGCCUCGUCGGCGACGAUCUUCUUCACCUCAACAUGCUCCUCUGCCUUGCGAUGCAGGACCCAGCUUUCGGUGGUCGCAGAAAAGGAGAGAAGGGUGGUCGAAGCCAGUACUGAGCGAGUGAGGAACAUGAUCGAGCACUCAAGUGAGUGAGAGUUGCUCUGACCAGAUGUUCAAGUGGUUCCGAGAAGGGUUCGGUGGAUUACAAGCCAAAGUCUACCGCCAUGUGCACUUAUAAGAGAGUAUAGUGGAGCUCCAACCCGUUAGCCGUUCGGCCAGCCAUUCAAGAUUACUACCAUAUCGAGAAUGUGCCUUGCAGGGAAC
This is a messenger RNA of Macroventuria anomochaeta, 1545 nucleotides long. RefSeq lists its product as uncharacterized. Bases 217 to 1374 code for a protein of 385 amino acids. The record is from RefSeq and is a predicted model, not a curated record. NCBI's taxonomy places the organism in Eukaryota, Fungi, Ascomycota, Dothideomycetes, Pleosporales, Didymellaceae. The transcript has a single exon.